Molecule: messenger RNA, 2319 nt
Organism: Necator americanus (New World hookworm)
Lineage: Eukaryota; Metazoa; Nematoda; Chromadorea; Rhabditida; Ancylostomatidae
Exons: 41
Coding region: 1-2319 (772 amino acids)
Molecular function (GO): serine-type endopeptidase inhibitor activity
Source: RefSeq, a predicted model, not a curated record
AUGUCGACACCGCCGAAGAAGAGAUGCUUUAUUGACCCGGAACACGAAAUAUAUCCACAAAAACAAUAUGGACAUGUGACGCCGCCAUCCCCUGGUCAGCCCAAUGUUGGGGGACAAAAUAGUGGAUAUGUGAUGCCGCCAUCCCCUGGUCAGCGCAAUGUUGGGGAACAAAAUAGUGGACAUGUGAUGCCGCCAUCCCCUGGUCAGCGCAAUGUUGGGGAACAAAAUAGUGGACAUGUGACGCCGCCAUCCCCUGGUCAGCCCACUGUUGGGGGACAAGGAACAGGAUAUGUGAUGCCGCCAUCCCCUGGUCAGCGCAAUGUUGGGGAACAAAAUAGUGGAUAUGUGAUGCCGCCAUCCCCUAGUCAGCCCAGUGUUGGGGGACAAGGAACAGGAUAUGUGAUGCCGCCAUCCCCUGGUCAGCCCACUGUUGGGGGACAAGGAGCAGGACAUGUGACGCCGCCAUCCCCUGGUCAGCCCACUGGUGGGGGACAAGGAGCAGGACAUGUGAUGCCGCCAUCCCCUGGUCAGCGCAAUGUUGGGGAACAAAAUAGUGGAUAUGUGAUGCCGCCAUCCCCUGGUCAGCGCAAUGUUGGGGAACAAAAUAGUGGAUAUGUGAUGCCGCCAUCCCCUGGUCAGCCCAGUGUUGGGGGACAAAAUAGUGGACAUGUGAUGCCGCCAUCCCCUGGUCAGCCCAGUGUUGGGGGACAAAAUAGUGGAUAUGUGAUGCCGCCAUCCCCUAGUCAGCCCAGUGUUGGGAAACAAGGAACAGGACAUGUGAUGCCGCCAUCCCCUGGUCAGCGCAAUGUUGGGGGACAGGGAACAGGAUAUGUGAUUCCGCCAUCCCCUGGUCAGCCCAGUGUUGGGGGACAAGGAACAGGACAUGUGAUGCCGCCAUCCCCUGGUCAGCCCAGUGUUGGGGGACAAGGAACAGGACAUGUGAUGCCGCCAUCCUCUGGUCAGCCCAGUGUUGGGGGACAAAAUAGUGGAUAUGUGAUGCCGCCAUCCCCUGGUCAGCCCAGUGUUGGGGGACAAGGAACAGGAUAUGUGAUGCCGCCAUCCUCUGGUCAGCCCAGUGUUGGGGGACAAGGAACAGGACAUGUGAUGCCGCCAUCCCCUGGUCAGCCCACUGUUGGGGGACAAGGAACAGGACAUGUGACGUCGCCAUCCCCUGGUCAGCCCAGUGUUGGGGGACAAGGAACAGGAUAUGUGAUGCCGCCAUCCCCUGGUCAGCGCAAUGUUGGGGAACAAAAUAGUGGAUAUGUGAUUCCGCCAUCCCCUGGUCAGCCCAGUGUUGGGGGACAAGGAACAGGACAUGUGAUGCCGCCAUCCCCUGGCCAGCCCAGUGUUGGGGGACAAGGAACAGGACAUGUGAUGCCGCCAUCCCCUGGUCAGCCCAGUGUUGGGGGACAAGGAACAGGAUAUGUGAUGCCGCCAUCCCCUGGUCAGCGCAAUGUUGGGGAACAAAAUAGUGGACAUGUGAUGCCGCCAUCAUCUGGUCAGCCCAGUGAUGGGAGACAAGUUAGUGGACAUGUGAUGCCGCCAUCCCCUGGUCAGCCCAGUGUUGGGGGACAAGGAACAGGACAUGUGACGCCGCCAUCCCCUGGUCAGCCCAGUGUUGGGGGACAAGGAACAGGACAUGUGAUGCCGCCAUCCCCUGGUCAGCCCAGUGUUGGGGGACAAAAUAGUGGGCAUGUGACGCCGCCAUCCCCUGGUCAGCCCAGUGUUGGGGGACAAGGAACAGGACAUGUGACGCCGCCAUCCCCUGGUCAGCCCAGUGUUGGGGGACAAGGAACAGGACAUGUGACGCCGCCAUCCCCUGGUCAGCCCAGUGUUGGGGGACAAGGAACAGGACAUGUGAUGCCGCCAUCCUCUGGUCAGCCCAGUGUUGGGGGACAAAAUAGUGGAUAUGUGAUGCCGCCAUCCCCUAGUCAGCCCAGCGUUGGGGAACAAGGAACAGGAUAUGUGAUGCCGCCAUCCCCUGGUCAGCCCAGUGUUGGGGGACAAGGAGCAGGACAAACGCUGUCACAUCUCCGCCAAUGUGUGCUUCUACAAAAUGGCCAUCAAUUUGGAAGUAAUGAAACUUUCAAUGCUUGUUACCUGCCCAUCGAUUCGGGACUAUGCCGUGGUUCACUUUUGAGAUAUGCUUACGAUUCCAUAACCAAUCAAUGCCUUCCUUUCAUGUGGACGGGUUGUGGCGGCAAUAUGAAUAGAUUCAAGAAGAAAUACAAGUAUGUUGUUAUAACAGUGAUCGUGUAUAUUCCUCCUACAAGGAUUUGCAAAGAGUAUAUCUACACUAAAAUGCGCUGCGCACUUUAG